AUGGCUGCGUGCGAGAAGGCAGGCAAGUGGAAGAUGGUGCUGCACAUGCUCUCCUACCUGACCACGUUGCGGUUGCAGCCGGAUCGUAUCGCCUUCACUUCAUGUGUGGGUGCCAUUGAGAAGAUAGGCCUUUGGCAAGCAGCACUGCAGCUGCUGGAGGAUAUGAAGGGUUUCGCCUUGCAGGCUGACGUUGUCAACAUGUCCGGAAUACUGAGCGCCAUGGAAAAGGGACACAGGUGGAAGAAUGCACUUGCGCUCGUUUCCGACAUGACUCUGAAAUCGCUUCGGCCAUCCACUAUCAGCUAUUCCGCGGUCAUCAGCGCAUGCGAGAAAGGUCAAGUCUGGGAGCAAGCUUUGCACCUCUUUCAGGAGGUGAGAGACUACAUCCCCCUGGACGUGGCGAUUAUGAGUGCAGUGACGGCAGCCUGCGAUGUGGGCGGACGCUGGCAAGAUGCGCUAAGCCUUCUUCAGGCUACAUCUGCAUUGUCUAUCCAGGGUACUGCAGUGUUGUACAACGCCUGCAUCAGCGCGUGUGGCCGAUCUAUGCAGUGGGAAGCUGCGCUCUCCAUCUUGCGAUCGCAGAUCGGGUCCGAUGCGACCGGCCGGAACUGCGCUGUCCAAGCCUGCGCGGCUGCCAGAAGGUGGUCUUUGGCUGCUUCACUGGUAGAAGGUUGCCAUCACAACACCACACUGUCUGUCGUCUUUGCAGCAUGCCUGGCUUGUCAACAGUUGAUCACUGCGCGAAGAAUGUACUUUGCGCUGCUGAAGUCACGGAGCAAGUCGGAAGAGGAGGAGAUUCUGGUGGAAGGUUCGCAUCGGUCCCUAGCUCAAUAUCCGCGCCGUGUGGCGAAGACAGAGGCUGUCGGAGAGCCGAUGUCUCCAACAUGUGCAUCUCCGAGCAAUGUGUCUGCUGCUGUGGCUCGGAGACUUCUCGAUGUCCAUCGGCUGCGGUCCACGUGA
Molecule: messenger RNA, 960 nt
Organism: Symbiodinium natans
Lineage: Eukaryota; Dinophyceae; Suessiales; Symbiodiniaceae
Source: the annotation of a GenBank genome assembly